This is a messenger RNA of Manihot esculenta (cassava), 637 nucleotides long. RefSeq lists its product as uncharacterized. Bases 175 to 540 code for a protein of 121 amino acids. The record is from RefSeq and is a predicted model, not a curated record. The transcript has 2 exons. Lineage: Eukaryota; Viridiplantae; Streptophyta; Magnoliopsida; Malpighiales; Euphorbiaceae.
AGACUUUUCACAGAUGCAGGAUUUGAUUUUCUUCUGCAACCACCUGAUGCUUUGACCUUUAAGUAAACAUGCUUCUUUUUCUAGAGAUCCAUUCUCUAUAAAUCCUGCUUUAUUUUCUCUUCUUAAACCACAAAUUUUCAAAUAAAGCCUCUUCUGGAAUCUCCAACUCAAGCCAUGAGCUUAGACCAUUGUCUGGAAUUUGAGGCUAAUGACGACCAAGAUGAUUAUUUCUAUGCAGAACUAAGACAGCAGGUUUUGCUUCUGAUUUCUGAUGAUAACGAUGAUCUAGCAGAAACCAGGUCUUCAAACUUCCCUGCAGAUUGCAAACCAGGUUCAAACAGAUUAACCGGAAGUUUUCCAGUAAAACUACGGCCUGAAAGCUACUUCGACUGGUGGGGGACGAGGGAUGCCGAUUCGGUACCGACUUGGCUUGUGAACUUGUGGAGAAAUGGCAAUGGAACCGGGGUGUUCAUCCCUCAGUCUAGAAGAAGAUGCGUGCGUGGCAGAAUGAACAAGGGUAGGAGACGAGCAUACAAAUAACUGGAGCUUCAGUAAUUACAGACAGAAACCUUGAGAAUAUGUAAAUAUGCUCAGAGUUAUACAUCUGAUGCAACUGUUUCAAAUUACUCUUGCACUA